UAAGGAGUGCAACCAACUGUAUUUUAGAUAGGACUGUUAGAAAAGCUUUGGAGUGUUCACCUACGCACCGCCUAGACCACAAAGAUAUGAUAAUGUUUUCAGUUCUUCAAGAUUUGACACCUGAAAUCAAGAAAAUGACUGGGCACUACUAUCUUAUUGUGUUGAACUUGACGUCCGGGAGGUUUGAAGUGAUGGACUCACUAAGGCGUGAGGGUGACAAAGCGCUGAUGGCUGAUGCUCGAACAAUCAUUGGAAGUAUAAAGCAUUUGUGGGCAACAAACUACAGCGAAUCAAAAAUCAACAUCUCGAAAUACAAAAUAGUGCACAUAACUACACCAAGGCAAUUGACUACGUAUGACUGCGGGUUCUUCAUGCUCAAGUACAUUGAGUGUUGGAAUGGGAGAAGGAUGGCAGCAAUUAACCCAUCAGACAUGCCGGCUCUUAGAAAGAUAUUCCUGAAGAAAUGGAUGGAUUAUGUCGAGAACAGGAUUGACUGGGAGGAACUUCUCUUCCCAGUAAGGAAUUGUUGAUCUUCUUCUUGAUGAUAGGGAGCCAGGUAAUAAUGUCUGAAGACUAGAAUGAGUAUUUGUUGUCUGUUUUUUGUAUGACAGCUGUUGAUAAGUGUAUUUUUCUGUCUUCUUUUCUACAC
Messenger RNA from Lolium perenne, 649 nucleotides. The record is from RefSeq and is a predicted model, not a curated record. NCBI's taxonomy places the organism in Eukaryota, Viridiplantae, Streptophyta, Magnoliopsida, Poales, Poaceae.